AAUGAAUCCACACCUGCAGAGAAGCAGCAUAGAGAUCUAGUGCGCAUGUGCUAACAUCUCAGUGACCAAGAUGGGCGUGUCCAGCUCAGUACUCAUUCUCCUCUGCUGUAUUGGUGCAUUUUACAGCAUUGCUGUGUUGUUUGGAGCCCACCCAAUUAAGCAGUUCUGGGGUAACCUAGCUUGGGGUGUACUGAUGUCUCUCCUCACUUGCGUACCUAGCCUGAUCACAGUCGGCUCGAGCAGAAGGCACCUCUCGAGAGUAUUCAUACAGGGCCGUUUCAGUCGAGCUAGUGAGAUUGGUGUGUACUUUGGUUGCAUUGCUGCACUGUUGGGUGCGUGGGUGGGGGCUUUCCCUAUUCUACUGGACUGGCGCAGACCUUGGCAGGUGUGGCCGAUACCGUGCAGUAUAGCAGCUGUAGCCCUGUGGACAUGUUACUGGAUAGCGUAUCUGACUGUACAAACUUUCUGGCCACAUUUGCUUCUAAUUACCAGAACACCAUUAUGAUAUUACGUCAUUUCAUUUGUUGAAUUCACACACAACAUUUAUAUUCUUGAAAAAUAUAACAGC
Molecule: messenger RNA, 568 nt
Organism: Halichondria panicea
Lineage: Eukaryota; Metazoa; Porifera; Demospongiae; Suberitida; Halichondriidae
Product: phosphatidylinositol-glycan biosynthesis class F protein-like
Exons: 4
Coding region: 71-505 (144 amino acids)
Biological process (GO): GPI anchor biosynthetic process
Cellular component (GO): endoplasmic reticulum membrane
Source: RefSeq, a predicted model, not a curated record